AUGGAGAGCUCUGAGGCAUUGGUGCCAGAAGCCGCAGCGCCGAGUAAGCCCAAGGAGCCGAAGCGGCCAGAGUCUUUCUUGCUGAUCUACAACGUCAGCAAAAAGCAGAAUUUCGGCACCUUGCUGAGAUCCGCGUGCGCAUUCGGAGUUUCAGAGGUGCUUGUCGUUGGUGCAAAGAAAAUAUCGACCUUUGGCAAUCAAGGAACAGCUGCGCAUGCGAAUGUGCGACAUUUCGACACUUUGCAGGCGGCCAAAGACGAUUUGAGAUCGAGAGGCGCGCAGAUCUGCGGCAUCGAAAUCGAUGACACUGCACAGCCGGUCACAAGCCAUCCGUUUGGGGGCUCCACAGCGUUCAUGCUGGGCAACGAAGGGGAAGGCAUGUCGACAGCGCAGAAGGAGGUUUGCGACUCCUUUGUGUACAUUCCCCAGUUCACAGGUGCGACUGCUUCCCUAAACGUCGCCAUUGCAGGCUCCAUCGUUCUGCACCACUUCGCGACGUGGGCAGGCAUGCAAGAGCACCCCAGGUCCGGGGAGAAGUUUGUGGUUGAGGCCCCGCGUGGGACGCUGGAGAAGUUCCAGAAUCCCACUGAGGCCGAGAGGGAGGAGAUGGAGCGGAAGCGGGCGGAAAGGGCGGCGAAGCGGCGAAAGGAGCAGGAACCGGAGGAGGCCGAGACAGGAGAUGGGGACAGCGAGCCGUGA
Messenger RNA from Symbiodinium natans, 699 nucleotides. NCBI's taxonomy places the organism in Eukaryota, Dinophyceae, Suessiales, Symbiodiniaceae. The record is from the annotation of a GenBank genome assembly.